AAGUGUUUACAGACCUACGCAAAUGGCACUUAUUGAAAACAAAUCACAGAAAGUCUUCAGACGCAUUACGAAAACAACGGAAAAAGAUGAGGAUAGGAUGCUGGCUAAUAUUGUGCAUGUUCUUUAUGGGAACGCUGGCCUACAAGCCAGUUGUGAUACUCCAUGGCAUACUGUCGGGUGCUGAAUCUAUGACGCUUUUGGUGCGGCACAUCGAAAAGCUGCAUCCGGGUACAGUUGUGUACAAUUGCGAUGAGUUUCCUGGCUGGUACAGCCUGGAAAAUGCGUGGCGGCAAGUUGCACAAAUCAGGGACUAUAUUGAUCGAAUUGGAAAACUGCAUCCGGAUGGAUUUAUUGUGUUGGGCUACUCGCAGGGCGGACUUCUGGCGAGGGCGGCUAUACAAAGUUUACCCGAUCACAAGGUCACGACCUUUAUUUCGUUAUCAUCACCCCAAGCGGGUCAAUACGGAACUAGUUUCCUGCAUUUAAUAUUUCCGGAUCUGGCGGCAAAGACGGCCUUUGAGCUAUUCUACUCGAGGGUGGGUCAAUAUACAUCCGUCGGUGGCUACUGGAAUGAUCCGCAUAAGCAAUCGUUAUAUAUGAAUUAUAGUGAAUUCUUGCCGCUAAUUAACAAUGAAAAGAUUAGCUCAAAUUCAACAUCAUUCAAAAUGGGAAUGGUGCGACUUGAUAAAGUGAUCCUCAUUGGUGGACCCGACGAUGGUGUUAUUACCCCCUGGCAAUCCAGUCAUUUUAGUUAUUUUGACGACUCAUUGGACGUGAUACCGUUUUAUGAGCGGGGGAUUUACAUAAAUGACUCGAUUGGUUUGAAAACCUUAUUGGAGGCGGACAAAUUGAUAAUAAUUGUUAAGCCAUCUGUGCACCAUUUAUCGUGGCAUAGGAACAAGAAAGUUAUUAACGAAGUAAUAAUGCCAUAUUUGGAUUGAAACCAAUUUAACCAGAGCGAUUUAAUAGGCUGUGAUUGGAAUGGUGACACAUUCAAUAUAUAGAACUGAUAAGUACAAUAUAUAUGUAUAUAUUGUGUGCAGCGAUGCAAAACAAAUGGUCUGGUUUAGUUCAAGUAUUCACUAUUUUUCGUUAUAGCAAAUAUAGUUUAAACAAUAAAAUAUCAUUUGUAUUGUCUUUCGCAAGAUAUUUUGAGUUUUAGACCACGGUAAGUGUUUCUACAAUUGAGAUUAUAAUUUAAAUAAAUUGUACAAUAACUGAUUAAA
Messenger RNA from Drosophila grimshawi, 1226 nucleotides. RefSeq names its product lysosomal thioesterase PPT2 homolog (gene Ppt2). The coding region runs from base 87 to 941 and encodes 284 amino acids. NCBI's taxonomy places the organism in Eukaryota, Metazoa, Arthropoda, Insecta, Diptera, Drosophilidae. The record is from RefSeq and is a predicted model, not a curated record. The transcript has 5 exons. Gene Ontology annotation, molecular function: thiolester hydrolase activity. Gene Ontology annotation, cellular component: lysosome.